AGUCCGCUCUGACUUGUCAGUCAUUUGAUUCAGUGUAACAAGAACAAAUGGUGUGUGGAGUGGCUCGCGCACUGGAGCACCCACAACCUUGAAAAAUGGAUAUCAUGUAUGUUUUUUGUUCAGUGGUUCUGCUCGGUGCUGUUGUACCGGUCCAGAGUGAGACACAUUCCCUGUACUACAUCUACACAGCUUUAUCCAAACCUGUGAAUCUGCCAGGCAUCUAUGAUUUCACAGCUAUGGGUUUACUGGAUGACAGACAGAUUGAUUACUACAACAGCAAGGAACAAAAAAAGAUUCCUAAACAGGAUUGGAUGAAAGAGAAAUUGCCACAGGAUUACUGGGAUAAAGGUACCCAAUCCCGAAAGAGCAAAGAACAGUGGUUUAAUGUGAAUGUUAACAUUCUGAUGGAACGAAUGAAUCACACUAAAUCAGAUGUUCAUGUUCUUCAGUGGAGACAUGGUUGUGAAAUUGAAAGACAGGGAAAUGAAGUGACAUUCACCAAAGGUAUCGAUGAAUACAGCUAUGAUGGUGCAAACUUCCUUUCCUUUGAUGAUACGACCUCGCAGUGGGUUGCCCCAUGUGAUGCAGCUGUCCCAACAAAGAGGAAAUGGGAUAAAGUGCCCAUCUUAAACCAGUACACCAAGGGCUACCUGGAGAAAGAGUGUGUGGACUGGCUGAACAAGUUCAGAGAAUAUGGAGACGAGGAAAUCAGAAAACAAUCUAAACCAGAGGUUCUUGUGUUUGCUAAACGGGCUACCGGUAACAAAAACAACUUGAAACUCACCUGCAUGGCCACUGGCUUCUACCCCAAAGAUGUGACUUUGGUCAUUAGGAAAUAUCGCACAUCUCUGCCUGAAAAUGAGAUUGAAUCCACAGGAGUCAGACCAAAUCAUGAUGGAUCAUAUCAGCUGCGAAAGAGUGUGGAAAUAGCAGAAAAUGAAAAAGCAGAUUAUGAUUGUUUUGUGUCACACAUCACCCUACAAGAACCAAUAAUCACCAAAUGGGAUGGAAAAUGCAGUGAUUGCAGUGAAUCCCUGGCUCUUGGUGUUGUGAUCGGCGCUGUGAUUGCAGUUGUUAUCUGUAUAGCUGUAGCAGUUGGCAUUUUUCUUUACAUGAAAAAAAGAAAUGGAAACCAGAAUAAUGCUAAUAGACAAGUGAACAACAUUGAACAGAAUGCUGAAGAGAAUCAUGCUUUGGUUCAUCAAGCACCAUCAGACAGCAGUGGCAAUAGUUCUCUGGAGGAAGUGAACAAAUCUGAUGGUGGAAGCACUGGAAGCAAGGAGAGAAGAACACCUGAUUCUGGACAAGGGAGCUCAGGCGAAUCUUCAGACAACAGUCCGACUAGCUCUCAGGAGAAAGUGAAUGUUGAAAAUGAACAGGUGUGAGGUUCCAGUGCUGACGGACUAAUAAAGGAGUCUACAGAUACAGAAUCAAUAACCCAACAGAUCAACCCCUGAUACAAAGUAACAGUGACUGAUGAUUCAUAUGAAAUGAUACAGUUUAUUAUUUAUCAUUGUCAAAGUUCAAAAUUACAUUUUUUACUGUACGUUGCAUAUGAAUUGCAGUUAUGUAAAUCUGAAUUAUAGAUAUAAUUGUAGAUUAUAAAUCUAAGCCAAAUCUUUUAGUUGGGCAAAGACCCAGAUCAAGAUUGAAAAUAUAUUUUUUGAUUAUUAUUACUACUACUGAAAUGCAUUUUUUUCUGAGAUGGUGAAGGCUUUUUUAUCUGCUUUAGCUGUCAUUCUGUUUAAUGGGAUAUGUUAAUUUAGUUAGUAACAGUCUUUUAGAACAGCCAAAUUAUUUUUAUAUAAAGGGUUGUUUUAGAGCUGUGGCUUAAAAUUUUGUUUUCAAUGCUUUGAACUCUGAAUUUUCCCAAUAGAGAUCACAGAAAUUUUACUAGAUCUAAUUAUUGAAAUUGUAUUAAAUUUAAGGAAAGCAAAAAUGGUCUCUGUGGGUCUGUAUUGGUAAUGUGUUGGCUAAUUAUCAUGGGAUGUUAUCAGACAGAUAAAAAAGAAAGACCCCUAGGCCCUAGCAGCUUUGAAGCUGAUGAUUUAUUAAUUGUAUGUACAGCUUAUCUUUAAUGUGUAUGUUUGUUAAUAUUUUGAAAAGUAAGAUUUUCAAAUAAAGAUGAAAUAAAAUACAUUUCUAAAAAA
Molecule: messenger RNA, 2150 nt
Organism: Paramisgurnus dabryanus
Lineage: Eukaryota; Metazoa; Chordata; Actinopteri; Cypriniformes; Cobitidae
Source: RefSeq, a predicted model, not a curated record